Messenger RNA from Ichthyophthirius multifiliis, 591 nucleotides. RefSeq names its product protein kinase domain protein. Gene Ontology annotation, cellular component: cytoplasm; nucleus. Lineage: Eukaryota; Ciliophora; Oligohymenophorea; Hymenostomatida. The record is from RefSeq and is a predicted model, not a curated record. Gene Ontology annotation, molecular function: MAP kinase activity; ATP binding. The transcript has 3 exons. Gene Ontology annotation, biological process: protein phosphorylation; intracellular signal transduction.
AUGAAUAAAUAUGAGAUUUUAGGAGUUGUAGGUGAAGGAGCAUAUGGUAUAGUUUUAAAAUGUAAAAACCGAGAAACAGGAGAUAUACUCCAUAGAGAUAUAAAACCUGAAAAUUUAUUAGUAAAUAGCAAAGGAGAUUUAAAAUUAUGUGAUUUUGGUUUCGCAAGACCUUUACCAUGUAAAAAUCGCGAAAUUUUAACAGAAUAUGUGGCUACUAGAUGGUAUAGAUCACCUGAAUUAUUAUUAAAUGAUCCUUAGUAUUCUUUUCCUAUUGAUAUAUGGGCAGUAGGGUGUAUUAUGGGAGAAUUAAUUGAUGGGUAACCUUUAUUUCCUGGAGAUAGCGAAAUAGAUUAAUUGUAUCAAAUUUAGAAACUAUUAGGGCCUUUAACUCCAGACUAGAAUGAAAUGUUCGCGAAAAAUCCAAGGUAUGUGGGUAUGAAGUUUCCAGAAAUUAAUAAACCGGAAACUAUUGAAAGAAGAUAUUUAGGUAAACUUAGUCCAAGGGCUUUAAAUUUUUUAAAAUAAUUGUUAAAAAUGGAUCCUAAGGAAAGAUUUAGUUAUUAAUAAUCAUAAUAUUAAUAAUAAUUUUGA